Messenger RNA from Triplophysa rosa, 2400 nucleotides. It is a transcript of the gene styk1a, whose product is annotated as serine/threonine/tyrosine kinase 1a. The transcript is spliced from 10 exons. The record is from RefSeq and is a predicted model, not a curated record. NCBI's taxonomy places the organism in Eukaryota, Metazoa, Chordata, Actinopteri, Cypriniformes, Nemacheilidae. Gene Ontology annotation, cellular component: signaling receptor complex. Gene Ontology annotation, biological process: cell surface receptor protein tyrosine kinase signaling pathway; multicellular organism development; positive regulation of kinase activity. Gene Ontology annotation, molecular function: transmembrane receptor protein tyrosine kinase activity; ATP binding. Bases 212 to 1528 code for a protein of 438 amino acids.
GCAAAUAGCUUGCUUACAGAGGAGCUGGUAGAUCAGAAGCACGUAUGGAGUCAAUAGAGCACAGAGCAGAUGAAACUCUUGGUACAGCAAUAUACAGCAUGGGGAAACACAUGUCGCUUUCAAAUAGGAGAUUACCACAGAACAACCAGUGAAAAGGAAUACACAGAUAUGAGAAAUACUUUCAUCACUUCUCCAUAGAGAGGAUGACAUUAUGUCUAAUUCAUCUAACCUAACGUAUCCAUGUAUACCAGGCAACACUCUCUGUGAAGUGCUUGUGUUUGAAGUAGAGUUGAUCGUUGUUCCAGUCCUGUUUCUUGCAGCUUUUCUUGCUGUACUGAUAGUCUUGCUCGUGCUCAAAUUCUCCCAUAAGCCAUCACAGUCUUAUCGACCACAGAAAUUUGAAAAGCAUGACACAAACCACCAUAAUAACACAAACAGACAUCGUAACAGCACCAGACAGCACCUGCAAGGCAUUGAUGCACCACCAGAGUUCAACCCAAUGGAGCAUGAAAUUAUCCCAAUGACAGCUCAAAGUCACAAAGACAUGCAGAAUUGCACAUCUGCAGUACCUGAGACCUCCACAGAGAGGCGUCGUGACAUCUUUCAGCUGAUCACUCCACUGCCACUUGCAUUCUCUGUAAAACAUCACAAGCCUUUUACUUUGUACAGAGCUGUCAUGGACAGACAGCCUGUCAUCUUACGAGUGCUUAAAGAAUCAGAUGAUGCCAACGAUCGUCAGUUUUUUCUGGACUUUGCCUGCUUCCUGACAGAGCUUGGCCCUCAUCCAUCUUUGCCCAGACUGCUGGGGCAGGUGACUGCUGAGAUGCCCCAGAUGAUUGUGCUGGAGGAGCUGGAACACAAAGACCUGUUGAGCUUCCUGUGGAGGUGCAGACAGGACCACCCGGGUCAAGCAGCACCAUGUGACCUGACUGAAAGACGAAUCUUUACCAUGGGUGCUCAGAUUGGAUCUGCUCUGGAGUAUCUACAUAGUAAAGACUACAUCCAUGGCAAGGUCAGAGCUCGAAGCAUCCUGGUUGAUCGGGACCUGUCAGUCAAGCUGUGGGGGUUGGCUCCAGCAUUUCGGAUGGCGACAGAUGAGGGAUCUCCACUGGAUGGUGUGGAAGAGAUAGAAAUCAGGAAGUGGCAAGCUCCAGAGGUGUUGGCACGGAAACCUCUGUCGCAAAGCAGUGACAUAUGGUCGUUUGGCAUUUUGCUGUAUGAAAUAGUCACGUUAGGAGAGGCUCCAUUUCCCAAAGUUAUGGCGAGUGAACUUCUGCAGUAUUUACAAAGAGGAAAUAAAUUGAAAAAAACACCAAACUGCUCUAAAACACUAUAUUCUAUUAUCGAGAGCUGCUGUCAGUGGAGACCAAACGAACGACCCUCACUGGCUGAGCUGGUUCGAAAGCUCCAAUCAGCCGAGAGAAGAGCAAAUGAUCAGACAGUGAUACGAGUGUCAGAGCCGCUGGACAUAAAGAAAUACAUGGAGGAAGUGGGCUAUGCAGAUUCAGUCAGCUAUGCUGGUCUCUAAUUCUUUGUUUGUUAUUGAAGAAUCAUUGAUCAUCCAAAGAACAGCACUAUGCUAUAUUUAUACAUGACCAUCGCAAUUAAGGUUUCAUGCUAGUGCAUUUAAAGAGUUGAAAGCAGACGGCAGCCGGUGCAUUGGAGGUCUGGUGCAUUAUGGCUUGUGCUAGCUGGGUUCAGGUUUGAAAGAGCACAAGCAUAAUUAUUAACAGAAUUUUAAUUAAAAAGAAUUAAGAAAACCAAAGUGAUGAAAAAUAGUCGUAUGAAAAUAUGUAUGCAUGAAUCAUGUGUUUAAAUACGUGUAUGACAAAUUGAAGGGUUUUUUGUGUGGCUUUUAUCCAUUGCACAGUGGAGGCAGACAGGAACAUGAGGGUAAGAGACGGGGUGUGGAAUCGGGAUAUGACCCGGGUCCCCGUUCACCAACAGCCCAUGUAGACAGUAUGUGUCUGGAGCGCUAACCAAUGGGCUUUAAAAAUAUAGUUAAAAAAAUGUCACAUAAAUGAGAUGAGUGGAGUUGACAGCAUAUACAGUAUAUGUCAUACAUAAAUAUGUCAAGUGCACUUUGAAGUAAAACUUGUUUUAUUGACUCAAAUACAAAACAAGCAAUAACACAAUAUGGAUUUUUUUAAGAUAAGUAUUUAUAUUUUAAGUAUUUAUUAUUUAUGUAAACUGAUUUUUGCACCAUCAGUUUUUUUGGUGCUGCACAUCAUUCUUGUAAAUGUAUUUGGAAAAUAAACCAAAGUUAUCACAAUAAAUAAAUGAACUAUAUCAAAACGUUUCAUGUUCAUGGUUAAAAUUCAUCUAGCUCGAGUUUCUCUUCAUCUAGGUAUAAAUCAUUCGCCUUUUACUAAAGAUUUCUGUGGAGGGGGACCACUGUGA